Messenger RNA from Ilex paraguariensis (yerba mate), 627 nucleotides. Lineage: Eukaryota; Viridiplantae; Streptophyta; Magnoliopsida; Aquifoliales; Aquifoliaceae. The record is from the annotation of a GenBank genome assembly.
AUGGGUCAUGAGGUGAUCCAUGGAGGCCACGAAACCAAAGAUUCGAAGAGGUUAUUACCUGUCACGUACCGCGCGACUGAUUACAUGUUCCGAGAACAACGACUUGUCUUCGUCUUCGUCGGAAUAGCCAUUGCAGCUCUGUGUUUUAACGUCAUUCCUUCGUCUCCUUCAUCGCAUCAUGAACAGAUCUCUGGCUUGCUUCACUCGGCUGAGUCGACUCAGGUGCCUCGCCGGGUCACUUACGAGUUACAUGGCGGGAUUGGACACUUGAGCGCAGGUGGAAGGAUUCCUCUGGGACUGAAGAGCAAGAAUUUGAGGAUAUUGGUCACUGGUGGAGCCGGGUUUGUGGGGAGCCACCUUGUGGACCGUCUGAUCGCACGUGGGGACAGUGUGAUUGUGGUUGAUAAUUUCUUCACAGGUAAUAAGGAUAAUCUCAUGCACCAUUUUAGGAACCCAAGGUUCGAGCUAAUCAGACAUGAUGUGGUGGAGCCCAUUCUCUUGGAAGUUGAUCAAAUCUACCAUCUAGCUUGCCCUGCCUCACCCGUCCACUACAAAUACAACCCUGUCAAGACCAUCAUAUCCUUCUGUCUACAUAAGUUUUGGUUGGUUAUACUUUUCUUCAAAUAG